GACAAUUAUUAUUACCAUAACCUACAAGUUAAAUCCAAAGAUUUUUGCAAAUCAAAAUGAAUAGUUUAAUUAAGUUGAGACAUAUAAUUUCAAAAGUAAGGCCCUUUUGUCGGCUUUCAUCUACGACGAACAACAUAUACGAACCAGAUUAUUUGCAUUUACUGAAAUCCAAAGUGCCUUUAUACGACACCAUCAAUAUACAGAUGAGGGGUCACGAUUAUGCGAUCUUGGAGAACUAUCAGAAGCUUGUUCAUAACAUGGCCAAGAAUAUGGACAUUGAUGUAGAGGACGCCUGGGCCGUCCCAGCCCAAGAUAUGCAGAUCACCACUUACAAAGAAAACAGUGAAGUCAUUAAUUCUCAAUAUAGCUUGAAAACUUAUGAGCGUUCAGUACAAAUUACAGAUGUUAGCAGUUUAAAGUUACCAAUUUUAUUAAGAGCUUUAGAAGCAUCCACUCCAAUGGGUGUUUCAAUUGCUGUAGUAAAUCAUGAAGAUUACCAUGAAGAGGUGCGAUACAUCCCUGACAAGGAGUUACUCGAAUUAAAACAAGAAUUGGAUGAAAUGGGAGGGCCAAGAAAAGUGCGAUAAGUAUGCAAAAAUACUGUAUUUAAAAAAUA
Nicrophorus vespilloides is the source of this 616-nucleotide messenger RNA. RefSeq lists its product as uncharacterized. The transcript has 3 exons. The record is from RefSeq and is a predicted model, not a curated record. NCBI's taxonomy places the organism in Eukaryota, Metazoa, Arthropoda, Insecta, Coleoptera, Silphidae. Bases 57 to 587 code for a protein of 176 amino acids. Gene Ontology annotation, cellular component: mitochondrial ribosome.